Messenger RNA from Electrophorus electricus (electric eel), 3463 nucleotides. RefSeq lists its product as uncharacterized. NCBI's taxonomy places the organism in Eukaryota, Metazoa, Chordata, Actinopteri, Gymnotiformes, Gymnotidae. The record is from RefSeq and is a predicted model, not a curated record. Gene Ontology annotation, biological process: regulation of transcription by RNA polymerase II. Gene Ontology annotation, molecular function: RNA polymerase II cis-regulatory region sequence-specific DNA binding; DNA-binding transcription factor activity, RNA polymerase II-specific.
ACGACGACUAAGAGGAAGACGCGGUGGUGUCUUAAAACCACCUGAAUCGUCAGUAAACAAAGCUAUAGUCUUAUAGUUACUGACUUGGAUUGCCAACGACAACGUAGAAAGCAGUUCACCGACCAUCGUUGUUGCUAACACUCUCUUUGUUUGCAUCCCUUAAUCUUGUUAAUCUGGACUUUUGCACACUUUCUGACUGAGUGUACGACUGAAGAUCUUAUGGAUCUUUUCCGGUGUUUGAGGUCUCUCCUGGACCUACACAUACAGCUCCAGAGAGCUGUAGCUCUACAAGGAGAGAUCCAGGCACAAUUUCUUGCCCAGCUUUUGCAUCCAGACAAUGCCAGCUUGCAGCAGCAGCCCCUACCACAGCUUGACUUGAGAGGGGAUGAUCUGGAGUUUUCUCUGUCUGUGUUUGAAAGAGCUCUGGACAGCAGCAAACUUCCAAAGGAGCAGUGGGGCUUAAGGUUAGCACAGCUCCUCUGUGUGAAGCGAGUAGACGAAGAUGGUCACGUCCCGUCCAGUCAUCUCAGUUACGACGCUCUGAAAGCGGAUGUGAGGAGGCAGGCAUGGAUCUUGGAGCACCAGCGGUGGAGGGACUUUAACGAGGUCCAGUAUGAUGCCCACAGAGGAUUGCGGGAGCUCAAGCUCGGGGUGGAGGAGGCAGCCAGGAGGUGGCUUCAGCCUGAAAAGUGCAGCUCAGAAGAGGUGGUGAGAAGAGUGGCUCUGCAGAAAUUCCUCUCUCUCCUCCCACCAGAUGCUAGAGAGAAGACAAGCAAACAGCAGCCACAGAACAUGGAGGAAGCUGCAAUCAUGGCAUCAUGCUUCCUGGAGGAUAACGGGGUAGAAUGUGACACAGAGAGAGGGCGGGACUAUGAUACACAGGCAGGAGCUGGUCAUGGAUACUCAGGGGAACACUAUAUCAACUUAAAUGAGCUGUGUCUGAAGAGGAGGGAUUCAGAAAUCUGUGAGUCUGAUGGUCUCAGCUUGGAAGUUGGUGUUGGACAUGAGCAUUUUGAAGAGGAAGAGUUUUCUGAAGUUGUUUUUAGCCCAUCAGUGGUUGAUGCAAAGCCUGUCCUGAAUCUUGAAGAGGGACAACCAAUUAGGAAUGACUCCGGUCAAAUUUUACUUCCUGGCACCUGCUUCAGUGCUGAGUCACCUACCUUUUCACCUAGGUCAGCGUGUAUAAAUGGUGACAUAACCACCCAACCAGACAAGCCAGACAUGCCACUCAAGUGCAUGUUUGAGUGUCCUGACUGUGGUAGCAAGUUCAAGAGGUUUGACUACCUGCGAAAGCACAGAUGUACACCUGGGCAAAGUCUGGGCUGCAAGCACUGUGAUCUGCGUUUUCCAUCCCUCAGCCAGCUGACAAAUCACCUCCGCGUCCAUCGCAAAAUGCUACACUGUCCUGAGUGCAACAAAGCCUUCCGUGACCGCUUCAACCUACGCUGCCACCAGCGCACACACACAGGUGAGCGUCCUCAUAUCUGCUCUGACUGUGGCUCGGCGUUCGCCCAAGAGCGAGGCCUGCAGGAGCACCGUAACAUCCACACAGGGGAGAGGCCAUUCCAGUGUCCUGUGUGCAGGAAAGGCUUCCGCCACAGCCGCACGCUUUCCAAGCAUGUGGUCCUCCACUCAGAAGCGAGACCUUUCAAGUGCUCUGAGUGUGGCAGAGCUUUUAAGAUUAAAGACAAUCUGAACCAACAUCAGAGGAAAAUACAUCACAGAAAGCGCUUGUGAUCCUACACUUUAAUUAUAAGUAUGCACACACACACACUUAAUAUGAGCCAUGCAAACGAUAGCUGUAUGAAAAGUGAUACAGGUUCAUUCUGCUUUUGUUACUCUGAUAUUCUCAAAGGUAGUAAAAUUUCAUUGUUCUUUUUUGUGUGCUAUUAAACUCAGUGUAAACAGGCUAAUAGUGAUAGUCAUGUAUUAUUGAGAUUUGAAAAUGUCAGUGGUGGUGGUGACAGUUUUCUUAAAGCUAAACUGCAUCGCAGUUACUAUGAUAUUGGUGCAACACACUUUCGUUAGUUCUUAGUCCUAGGAUUUUCAUGUUUAAUGUGAGAAACUGGAAUAAUCAUGUUUGAUAAUUUAACAGAAAUGAUCAUACCAUUAUUUAAAUUUUAUCUCUCCACACUAAUGUUAAACUGUAUUUCUGCAUUUAAGAUGAAUGAAUUCCAUUCUCUUUUUGAUGGUUUUAAAAAACUUGGAACUCAUGUUUCAUUUAUGUUGGUGCUACUAAUAAGUCAGCUGUGCAUUUUCAGUAUGCCAUUUAGGAUGCGCUAAACUACUUAGCCAGAUUCAUUAUUAAUAGAACAACAGAGACCAAGGAAAAUUUAGGUUCAAUAAUAACUCUAUAAGGGGUACUCAGAUACAGCGAUACUUUGAAACUGGUUUCAAGUAUCCAUGAAACUCCUUACCAAACUGCAUCCGGAGUGGGCCAUGGUUGCACGCAUGUUCACCGUUUGCAUCGGAUUCUAUUGAAACAGUCCUGCAGGAAUGGUAGUGCCAGAUAGUGGAUUCGCCUACAAUGGAGAUACAAUUGCACUGUAUUUCCCCACGUCAAUCAGAUUAUUGCUUUGCGAAGGCAAAUUAUAGCAAGUCGAAUACAUUUUCAAAUGCUUGUCAAGAGUGCAAAGGAUCACAACUUUCUAGUAAUGAAUGUAUCUGGUUAUGCUGUAUGUGAUCUUGUCUUUAUUUUUGAUUUAGGUGUCUUUCCCAGGAAAAAACCAGACGAGAAGAGUGUGAUAUUGAUGUUUCUUCAACGAUGUCCAUGGUUAUGAUACAUGUUCAGAUUUUUAAUGCUCUGAAUAACAUUAGUAUUGUUCAUCAUUAAACUGAUUUAUGUAGCCUAUAUCAUGUAUUUUAUUUUGAGAGUUUUUUUUCACAGUGGUAUUCUCACUUAGCUUAUCAAAGUAAAAGUAAUUCCUUUAAGACAGGGAAAGAGUUAAAAAAGGACAAAAUGGAAAAACUAGCUAUAGAAUGAAUGCUAUAGUAUUUCUUGAUUAAAAUGCUAAAACAUCAAAGAUGAUGCAUAUCUAGUUUAAAUGCUGCUGGAUAUAAUGUUGAAGUUUCUGUGAUGCUUAUGCUGUUAAAGUUUUUUUUUCAUUGUCAUACACUUAAUGGAUGUAAGGUUUGCUUAGACCUGACAGAGAAAAGUGUUUUGUUUGUUUUUUUCAAAUUCCUUGUGAAACACUGUCUGACUAGUGUCUAAUGAGUGAGAUGAAUUUACUUAUCUCCAUUUUGAGUUCAGUGGUCCAAGAUUGUCGUGCUUUGUUUCUUUAUAGUAUUGUCUAAAUGAGGACAUCUAAAAUUGUGUUGUAGAUUAGGGUACUGGCCUUUCAAUACAAUUUUGUAGGUAUAAUACAGAAAAAUAGAAGCCUCUUAAGAGAUUCACUCACUUUCACAACAAUCUUAGAACUGAGUCCUUUUUUAUUUAUUUCUGCAUCAUCCUACACCAGCUAUG